AACCUGCUUGCGAUUUUAUGUUUUCCCCUUUUCCUUUUCAAAAAACUCUAUAACGGCGGAGAAAACCCGAUAGCCCGACACACGGCCGUUAGCAUCCUUUUAGCACCUAUCCUGAGACAACUCGCUACAUCUUUAACCCCACUAACGCUUGCUGUAACGUCAUCAUGGCUACCGAAGGCCGUGGCGUCCGCAUCGCAAUUGACCGUGGUGGUACGUUUACCGACUGCGUCGGCGAGCACAAUGGCAAAGAGAUCAUCAUCAAGCUUCUCUCUGAAGAUCCUGAGAACUACAAAGAUGCCCCCCUCGAAGGCAUCCGCCGCAUCAUGAGCCACUUCAUGGGCCAAGAUAUUCCCCGCGGCCAGCCGCUGGAUACCACCAUGAUCGAUUCCAUCCGAAUGGGCACUACUGUUGCUACAAAUGCUCUACUUGAAAGAAAGGGCGAAAGAAUAGCCAUGAUUGUCACAAAGGGCUUCAAGGAUUGCUUAACCAUUGGCAACCAGUCCCGUCCUAAGAUCUUCGACCUCGCCAUUCGUAAGCCUGAUGUGCUCUACGAGUCCGUUGUUGAGAUUGAGGAACGAGUGACAUUAGAAGACUAUGCCGAAGACCCCGAACGAACAGUUACAGAACCUCAGGCUGCUGCUGGUACCGAACAAUCUGCCGGCAAGGAUCUUGUUCGCGGUCUCUCGGGUGAGACAGUUCGUAUCCUGCAACGUCCUGACGAGAGCGCCAUCCGCGAACAGCUCACAGCUGUCUACGCACAAGGCAUUCGUAGCAUUGCCGUGUGCCUAAUGCAUGGUUACACAUUCCCUGAACACGAAGCUUUUGUUGGUAAAAUUGCAGAGGAGAUUGGAUUUACACACAUUUCCCUCAGCCACCAGCUCAUGCCCAUGAUCAAGCUCGUACCUAGAGCCACUUCUGUCUGCGCAGAUGCCUACCUUACACCUACCAUUAAGAAGUACAUCAAUGGCUUCCAAUCAGGCUUCGAGGGAGGGCUCGGUACGCAGAGCGUACAACAGGGCAACGGAGCCAAGGGCGCCCGUUGCGAAUUCAUGCAAAGCGAUGGCGGCCUAGUUGACGUGGAAAAGUUCACCGGCUUAAAAGCUAUUCUAUCCGGACCAGCUGGAGGUGUCGUUGGUUACGCCAUGACAUCAUACGACGAGAACACCAAAAUCCCCGUAAUUGGCUUCGACAUGGGUGGUACAAGUACCGAUGUAUCGAGAUACGGAGAAGGCCGAUACGAACAUGUCUUUGAGACGACGACAGCUGGUGUCACGAUUCAAUCACCCCAGCUUGAUAUCAACACAGUUGCUGCAGGCGGCGGUUCGAGACUAUUCUUCCGAAAUGGCUUGUUCGUCGUCGGCCCAGAGUCUGCUGGUGCUCAUCCAGGACCAGCUUGUUAUCGAAAGGGCGGUCCUGCGACUGUCACCGACGCUAACCUCUAUCUGGGACGUCUGUUACCUGAAUUCUUUCCCAAAAUCUUUGGUAAAGACGAAAAUGAGCCCUUAGACAGAGAGGCAAGUCGUAAAGUUCUCCAAGAGCUCGCGGACCAAGUCAAUGCCGAGACUGGAAAGAACCUUUCUGUUGAUGAGGUCGCCUUUGGAUUCCUUACUGUUGCGAACGAAGCUAUGACUCGACCAAUCCGUUCUAUUACGGAGGCCAAGGGUCACGACUCGUCCAAGCAUCGUCUUGCCACCUUUGGUGGCGCAGGAGGACAGCAUGCUAUUGCUAUUGCCGAAUCACUAGGCAUUAGCCAAAUCUUAGUCCACAGAUACUCAUCGGUACUCUCUGCAUAUGGCAUGGCCUUGGCUGAUGUAGUGGAUGAGCGACAAGAGCCCGAGUCUGCCGUUUGGGCAUCCACGGGCACUUCCGUCGAUGAUCUGAAGGCUAAAAUGGAAAAGCUCAAGGACACAUCGAGAGCAGCUCUGGCAGAGCAAGGAUUUGAAAAGAACGAAGUGGUUUUUGAAGAAUACCUCAAUAUGCGCUACCGCGGCACAGAAUCAGCGCUCAUGAUUGUCAAGCCUAGCGAGGCUGAAGCCAAGGAAUUAUACGGUGGCAACGACUGGGAUUUCGGUCAGGCAUUUGUAAGACAACACCGUUAUGAAUUCGGUUUCACUUUGGAUGAGCGUGACAUCAUCAUCGAUGAUGUCCGAGUCAGAGGUAUUGGCAAGAGCCUCAGACAUAGCGAAAGUUCGGUGGAUGAGCAACUUAAGACUAUAAAGCGACAGGCGGCCACUCCUGAUAAGCAGCACACUGUUCAAGAAGUCUAUUUUGAGGGUGGAAGGCUCAAGACGCCUAUUUAUAAGCUUAGUGACUUGUCACAAGGCGACGUCGUUGCAGGACCUGCUAUGCUUGCUGACGGCACCCAAACAAUCGUCGUCAGUCCCAAGGCAACUGCCCUGGUCACCAGCACACACGUUAUUAUUGACGUUGAAAAAGAAGCCACAAAAGACAACACUACCCAUGGCGGCGAGCGGGAGGCGGAUCCCAUCAUGUUGAGUAUCUUCGGUCACAGAUUCAUGGCAAUUGCCGAGCAAAUGGGCCGUGCUUUGCAAAAGACCAGUGUCAGCACCAACGUUAAGGAAAGAUUGGACUUCUCUUGCGCCAUCUUCGAUGCAGACGGUGGCCUUGUAGCCAACGCUCCUCACCUUCCGGUUCAUCUUGGCUCCAUGUCGACCUGUGUUCGUCGACAAGCCGAAAUUUGGAAGGGCAAGCUCCAAAAGGGCGAUGUUGUGGCAUCUAACCAUCCUUCAUAUGGUGGUACCCAUUUACCUGAUGUUACUCUCAUUAUGCCGGCUUUUGAUGCCAAGGGCGAACGCAUCCUCUUCUACGCCGCGUCACGCGCUCACCACGCUGAUAUCGGCGGGAUCACCGCAGGAAGUAUGCCUCCUAACUCUAAGGAGCUCUACCAGGAAGGUGCUGCUUUCCGCAGCGAGAAGAUUGUCAGCCAGGGCAAAUUUGACGAGAAGCGUAUAACUGAACUACUCUACGACCAACCUGCGCAAUAUCCAGGCUGCAGCGGAACUCGAUGCUUGUCAGACAAUAUUAGCGACAUGAAGGCGCAAGUUUCAGCCAAUAAGAAGGGUAUCUCUCUCAUUGAAUCUCUUAUUGAAGAGUACGGUGAAGAGACUGUCCAGUUCUACAUGGUCAAUAUUCAGAAGAACGCCGAAAUGUGUGUCAGGCGACUCCUCAAAGACGUUUACAAGCGUUUUGAAGGUAGAGAUUUAUCCGCCGUGGAUUUCAUGGAUGAUGGAUCCCCGAUCAAGCUCGUGGUUAAGAUUGAUCCAGAACUUGGCGAAGCCGAGUUUGACUUCAGCGGUACUGGUCCUGAGGUAUAUGGCAACAUCAACGCACCCACUGCUAUCACUUACAGUGCCAUCAUUUACUGUCUUCGCUGCCUUGUGUCACAAGAUAUUCCUCUAAAUCAGGGAUGUCUGCGACCUAUUCAUGUCAAGAUUCCUGAAAAGUCCAUUCUUUCUCCCUCUCCUGGCGCGGCUGUUGUAGGCGGCAAUGUUCUCACAAGUCAGCGCAUUACGGAUGUGGUCCUCAAAGCCUUUGAAGCUUGUGCAGCCAGUCAGGGAUGCUGCAACAACCUCACAUUUGGCUUUGGUGGUAAUGUUACCGGAGAAAAGGCCGUUAAGGGCUUUGGUUACUAUGAGACGAUUGCUGGUGGUAGUGGUGCUGGUCCAACCUGGGCUGGCACUAGUGGUGUCCACGUCCAUAUGACCAAUACGCGCAUCACAGAUUCCGAAGUUUUCGAAAGACGAUACCCGAUUCUCCUACAUGAGUUUUCUAUCCGGGCUGGCUCAGGUGGCAAAGGUCAGCACAACGGUGGCGAUGGUGUUGUUCGAGAUAUCGAAUUUCGUAUACCUCUUCAAGUAUCCAUCCUCAGUGAGCGUCGUGUAUACAGACCUUAUGGGUUGAACGGAGGUGAAGAUGCGCAGUGCGGCUUGAACAUUUGGGUUCACAAGGUGGAAAAGGCCGACUGGGAACGAUCGAUGAAAAGCCUGGACGCUGAUGCUUCGGCCAAUAAGCAGAAUGACGCCGACGUCGAGUACGAGGUGCGUCAUAUCAAUUUGGGAGCCAAGAAUUCGGCAGCCAUGGCCGCAGGUGACCGUAUUAUCAUCAAUACUCCAGGCGGAGGUGGUUGGGGGAGGGUUGGAGAUCCUAGUGAUGCUCAAGGCGCUGUCGACCACACUGACAACUGGAAGAAGGGCAGUGGUGCGGCCCGCGAGGAGCUGGCACUUCAAGCAUAGACGGAUUUGACUUACUGCGCUAUAUUUUUGUUUUUGAUGAUUUGCAGUAGAACUUAGAGGCGUUGAAUAUACACCACC
Messenger RNA from [Torrubiella] hemipterigena, 4331 nucleotides. The record is from the annotation of a GenBank genome assembly. NCBI's taxonomy places the organism in Eukaryota, Fungi, Ascomycota, Sordariomycetes, Hypocreales, Clavicipitaceae.